CAAGAACGUACGUUGUUUCAGAGAUUAUCAGAGUCGUCACAUCCAAUUGCACUCUUUUUUUUGAUUUUUUUCAAAGCGUCUACUAUUUUAGUAUAUAUACUUGGAGGAAUACUAUUCAGAGAUAAUUUUAUUUUACAGUUCAUUACAGUUAUAUUACUAUCAUCGGGAGACUUUUGGAAUGUUAAGAAUAUAUCGGGUAGGUUGUUAGUUGGGUUACGGUGGUGGAAUGAGACGUCGAUUAAGGGAGAGAACGUUUGGGUAUUUGAGAAUUGCGAUCCAAGCAGAUACAUCAAUCCCAUUGACAGCAAGGUAUUUUGGAUGAUGAUAUAUGCUGUGCCAGUGAUUUGGGGUUUUUUGGGGAUAAUUUGUGUUUUAAAGCUUGAGUUUUUGAGUUUGAUCAUGGUGAUAGUAACUUUGACAUUGAACUUGAUUAAUUGUGUUGCGUAUACCAAAUGCGACAAAUUUGGGAAAGUGAAUAAUUUGCGAGAUAACAUA
Molecule: messenger RNA, 495 nt
Organism: Ascoidea rubescens DSM 1968
Lineage: Eukaryota; Fungi; Ascomycota; Saccharomycetes; Ascoideales; Ascoideaceae
Gene: TVP23
Product: Tvp23p
Exons: 1
Biological process (GO): protein secretion; vesicle-mediated transport
Cellular component (GO): Golgi membrane
Source: RefSeq, a predicted model, not a curated record